Messenger RNA from Alligator mississippiensis (American alligator), 13242 nucleotides. RefSeq names its product family with sequence similarity 120 member C (gene FAM120C). The record is from RefSeq and is a predicted model, not a curated record. Gene Ontology annotation, cellular component: nucleus. Lineage: Eukaryota; Metazoa; Chordata; Crocodylia; Alligatoridae.
GAUGAGGGCGGAGACUGAGUGAGGGGCAUCCUAGGGGGGACUUGGGGUUGCAGGAUAGGAGGCAGUGCACCCCCAAACUAGCUGGUAGCGGGAGUGGCUGAGCCUGGCUGGAAUAUUGCACAGCCACCUCCUAGGAAAUAUUGAUGUCAACAUAACGAUAUGUCAUUGUUCGUGCCCGGUAUUGCAAAGAUGUCUGCAUCAUCCAAGCUAUGUUAGGAGCUGAUGAUUGCUGGACUGGUCACUGACUCACCCACUCAGUUAUAUCACUCAAAUUGGCUCCCACGUGAUGGCUGCUGCAGAAACAAUACUGAUGGAAGAGCAACAUUGAAGGACUCAAGGACCCAAUCAUGCAAGAUUUCUUCCACCAGUGCCUCAAUGAAAAACUGGGAAAUUCCAAUCAACAUCAAUAGGAGAAUGUUGGCAGCACUUGGGGUGCCUUCAAGGUCAUUGAUGAUGUGGAUUUGAAGAGACACUUGGAUUCUCUAUCAGGAAACAUCAAGACUGUUUUGAUGAGGAUGACCAGAAGAUACAAGAGUUGAUUGACUGCAAGCACAAGGCCUUUUGUGCUUGGCAGAACGCCACCAAUUCCAAGCAAAAGAAACUGAAUCUCCAACAAGCCAAGGCAGAGGUUCAAAGGAGGACCUUUGAUAUGAAGAACAGAUGGUGUGAAGACAAGGGAAAGAGAUUCAAUAUCCAUGAUAUGUGUGGUUUCUUCAGUGCCGCCCAAGCCAUCUGUGGUCUGAGCACUCAGGGACCAACAAGACCUAAGGAUGGAGGAGACCUGGUCAAGGAAAGGGGAGCCAUCAGUGCCUAUUGGAAGGAGCAUUUUGAAGACCUUUCAGUUGAGAUUGUUAAGGAGAGUGCUCUCAACUCCAUUCUGAAACACCCAGUCAGAGGUGAUCUCGGAAUCCCUCCAACCCUUGACAAGGUGAGGAAAGCCAUCAAUCAGAUGAAGAAAGACAAGGCAUCUGGAGCUUAUGGAAUCCCUGCCGAAAUCUUCAAGCAGGGACAGAAAGGAGCUCACUUCACAGCUCCAUGCCCUCAUCUUACGGAUUUGUAAUGAUAAGGAAAUUCUAGAUGAUCUCAGUGAUGCCAUGAUCAUGACAGUCUUCUAGAAAGCAGACACGUCCAACUGUGGAAACUAUAGAGGGAUCACCUUGCUGUCCACCACAGGAAAGAUUGUUGUGAGAACCCUCCUGAACCAUCUCCUUCCACUUGCUGAAGCGCUUCUUCACCCGGAAUGGUUUAGGGCAUCAGGGGGCACAACUGACAUGAUCUUCAUAGCUCACCAGCUUCAGGAGAAAUGCCAGGAACAAUAUAAGCCUCUCUACAUGGCCUUCUUUGACCUCAUGAAAGCCUUGGACUCUGUCAAACACAAAGCGUCCUUCUGGGGUAUGGAUGCCCACCAAAAUUCAUCACCGUUCUUUGCCUGCUCCGUGACAAUUUGUGAGUGAUGGUUCUCAAAAACAUCUAUCACAGAGCCUUUUGAAGUUAAAAUGGAAGUUGUUAGGAUGCAUCAUUGCUCCAACUCUCUUUGAUAUUCCUUACCACAAUGCUGCAUCUGACUACAAACAAGCUUCCAGUUGGAGUGGAGCUAAACUAUCGAAUGGAAAGUAAGCUGUUUAAUCUCAGCUGACUCCAAACCAAAACCAAGACCAACCUGACCUCAGUCAUUGAGCUCCAGUAUGCUGAUGAUGCUGUAGUCUGUGCUCACUCGGAAGCAGACCUUCAGGCAGUUGUUGACGUGUUUACUGAAGCGUAAUGGGACUGACACUUAACAUUCAGAAGACUUAAGGUCCUCCAUCAAUAAGUUCUUAAUGAGCAGUCCCAGCUCUGGUAAUCCAGAUCCAUGGUGAGACUCUGGAGAAAAUCAAGUAUUUCCUGUAACUUAGAAGCCAUCUCUCGCAGAAGGCUGACAUCAAUGAAGAAACCCAACAUCACCUCAAAUGUGCAAGCGAAGCCUUCAGACACCUGAGGAGAUGGGUGUUAGAAGAUCACAUCAGAUCCAAAAACAAGUUCAUGGUUUAUCAAGCAGUCAUGAUCCGCACCUUACUGUACGGAACUGAGAUGUGAGCAGCAUACAGGAAACACCUCAAGUUGUUGGAGAAGUACCAUCAACAUUGCCUGUGGAAGAUCCUUUGAAUCCAGGGGGAAGACAGACACACCAAAGUUAGCAUCCUCUCACAAGCAACCAUCACAAGCAUUGAGGUGAUGAUCAUCUAACACUUGACUUUGCUGGGGCAGACACAUCAUCCGGAUGUCCAACUUCAGACUCCCAAAGAAGUUUUAUUCUUCCAGCUCAGUCAAGGCAUAUAUGCUCAAGAGAAGGGCAGAGAAAGUGCUUCAAUGAUGUCCUCAACACCAGCUUGAAAACAUGCAACAUCAGCAUCAAUUUGUGGAAAACUAUUGUCCAGGACCACCCCAAAUGGAAAAAGUCUAUUGCAAGGAUCUCAGUACUUUUGAUGACAACAGGAGAUGGAAAAGUGGGAGUGGCAAAAACAGCAUGUUGCACACCAUAUCAGGAAUCCAGAACCAUCCCCCCCUAGGUGGAAACAUUCCAGAUUUGCAGCAGAGCCUGUUGAUCCCAAAUUGGCCUGGUCAUCUAUAUUGAGACCCAGAGAUAGGGCAAUCAUGGAAGAAAAUCAUCCUUGACUGUGAAGGAUUGCCGAAAAACAAUGUGCAAAGAAUUGUGGGUCAUACAGGCCAAGGUUCUCUUUUUACAAUGGCGUGUGGGUAAUAAGGCUUUAUCUGAGCCUGUCGUAAGGGAUUCUGGGUGACAAGAUUCCAAUCUUGGCCAGGACCCUCUGGGAAUAGAGAUCAAUGAAAGUCUAAGGUUGCUGUCUUGCUCCAGAGGAUUGUGGGUAAUGGAGUCCAAGGUUGCCCCUCUUCAAAGGAUUCUGAGUAAUAGAGAUCAAUAUUGUCCUCUUUAAGCAAAAUAUUCCAGGGAACACUGCUUAGAGCCCAGCUUUGGGGGGGCAGGGGGCGGGGGAUCCCGCAUAAGUCUGGGUAACACUACCAGUUCACACGUGAGUCUGGCUGAGAACGUUAUUUCAAGGCAUUCUGGGAGCAAGCCUCCUUUUUCCCCCUGACGCUGGGCAUUGUGGGGACUAUGGCUGCCACCGUACUCCGCGGCCGGGGGAAAAUGGCGGCCUCCCUCGGCCAUGGCCUGCCUUCGCCUUCUGGCCCACGAAACUACAAUUCCCAUGAGACCUUGGCGCACAGGACAAAAUGGUGCCCCUGACCACUCACCAGCUGCAAAAGUUGGUGGGAGCCGGUACUGCGCCCGCCUCCCAGCAUACCUUGCGAGCACGAGGACCGCCCCCCAAAUGGCGCCACCCACUACUGGCGCGGGAGCCAACAUGGCAGCGAAGAGCCCGCGGCAUUCCGGGAGCUGCAGUCCCAGCCGUUCCCUCAGCGGGUCCUCCAACUUCUCGCGGGAUUGUACCUUCCAACAUACUCUGCACGCAAAGGUUGUCCGCCCCUCCUUGGAACAGGGCUGACGCGAUACCCACAAUCUCCUCUGGGAGUUGUAGUCCUUAAGGGCAACGUACUAUUGACACCAAUGAGGGGCGGGACUACAAUGCCCGCCAUGCCCUGCGCGUGGUGUUGUGCUCCUCUAUCUCCCGCUUGCGACACCCAGGUAUUUCCCUGUUGACACCAAUGAGGGGCGGGACUACAACUACCAGCAUGCCCGGGGGUGGGAGGGGAGAGAGGUAGGGAGAACGUGAAGCCAGCAAUAUGGCGGCUGCCGCGGUCGUGGUAGUGGCCGCAGCCUCUCAGAGCAGGUGUCUGUGAAGGGAGGGCUUGCGGGUCGGAGAGGAGGCACCCUGGCCUGAGGUGAAGGCUGGGGUAGGCCCGGUCUAGGCGGCACUAUGGGAAUCCAGGGUUUCCAGGAGUUCGUGGAGAAGCGCUGCCCUGGUGCUGUGGUGCCCGUUGACCUCCUCAAGCUGGCUCGGUCGUUAGCAGGACGGGGCGGGACCCCUCGGCCCCCUGGGUUGGCAGUAGGAGCUGGACCUUACCCUCCGCUGUCGCCACCAACUUCCCAGUGUGCUUCAGUGUUGGUGUCAACAGCCAGGGUCUACCCAUCGACUUCCCAGCAUCCAAAGUGGGUGGCAUCAAUGGCUGGGCCUUACCUGCCAUUGCCAACUUUCCCCAGCAUCCAAAGUGGGUGGCAUCAAUGGCUGGGCCUUACCUGCCAUUGCCAACUUCCCAGCAUGCCUCAGCACUUGAACCCUACCCAUCAAGUUCCUAGCAUUCCUCAGGGCUGGUGUCAGUGGCUGGGGCCUAUCCACUGACUUCCCAGCAUGCCUCAGGGCUGGCAGCAGUCUCGGGCAUACCUGCCACCUUGCCAACAUGCGUCAGGAUUGGUGAUAGUGGCAGCUGGGGCUUAUCCACUGACUUCCCAGCAUGCCUCAGGGUUGGCAGCAGCAAGUGGGGCCUACCCACUGCCUGCCUCACAUGCCCUAGACUUGGCAUCAACUCCCACCCGGCUACUGGUGGAUGCGGACUCAGGGCUACAGCGGCUGUAUGGUGACUACCAGACGGACUGGGUGUGUGCGGGCCAAUGGAAUGCCAUGGUGAGCUACUUCGCGGCCUUGGCCCAGGCCUGUGCAUGCCAGGACGGCCUGGAGCUGGUGGUAAUGUUCAGUGGAGGGUUGGGCAAGAAGCACCUGCCUGAGUGGGGGCGGCAGGCCCAGGCUGAGCGCCAGACUGCACAGCUCAUCUCCAGCCAUGCGGCCCACAAGGAUCCCCCACCCCGUGCCUGGUUCCUCCCGCCUGCCUGCCUGGGCCACUGCCGCCUGGCCAUGAUCCGCUUCCGGGUCAAGGUCUUCCAGAGCUUGGAGGACCAUCACCAAAAGGUGGUUGCCUUCUUUCGGGAGAGUGGCUGCCAUGGGCUAAUUGCCCAUGAUGCUGAGUAUGCCCUGUGCAACAUCCCAGCCUACUACAGCUCCCAUGCCCUCAAACUUAGCUGGAAUGGCAAGAGCCUCAGCACCAACCAGUUCCUCAUGCAAGAGGUUGCCAAGCAGCUGGGCCUCAAGACCUCCAGCUUCCCUGUCUUCGCUGCCCUGCUGGGUAACCGCAUCCUCCCUGAUGAGGACCUGGCUGCCUUUCACUGGAGCCUGCUGGGCCCGGACCACCCACUGGCAUCACUCAAGGUCCAUGCUCACCAGUUGGUACUGCCCCCCUGUGAUGUGGUAAUCAAGGCCGUCUCGGAGUACGUGGCCUCCCUGCCAGACCCUGCUAACCUGGACAACAUUGGCCAGGAUAUCUUCAAGCACUCCCAGUCCAGGACAGAGGACAAGAUGACACGGUUGAAGAAGGCAGUAGAAUACUACUCAGUGUGGGGCUGGGCGCUGCCCCUACCCCCUGUGCCUUCCUCCUGCCUGUUCCCGACUUUUGGCCCCCAGCAGUGUGGUGGGGCAGCACUCAACCAGCGCGGCCCCACUGGAUCCCUCCCUGGUGGGAGGCUGAUGGUAUGUUUUGCUCAACUGUCCCUGAUGCCUGGGUUCUUUUGCGGGGGGAGUUGGGGAGUGAGAGAUGGGGGCACUCAGAGCCCUAGAUGCCUGGGUUCUCUGGGAGGGGAGUGGGGCUGGGUUGAGAGCUGGGAGCCUGGACACCUGGGUUCCCUCCCCAUUUGUGUGCAUCUCUUCUACCCCCAGUUUGGGAAGCUACAGUACUGGGCCCCGUCCCCUACCUCCAGUUCCGCCCCCAACUCUGGCUCUACCUUCCCUUCACCCUCUCCCACACUGGGUGAGGACCCCAUUCUCAGUGGCUGGGCACUGACCUUCCACCCCAAGUGCCCCACCCCUGGCCUGGGUGCCAAAGCAUCAACCUACUUUUCCUCUGACGGCGUUGAUGACCAUGGUGGGGCCAGCACCAAGUUGAGAGUUGGGAGCCCAGACACCAGGGUUCUGACCAGGGCAGGACCAGAUGAGAGCUGGACACCUGGAUUGCCCAGGUUCCAGCUCCCUGGCUCAUGCCUUGUCCUCCUUUCCACUCCUCCCCAUCCCUGCCACAGCCACAUGCCAGGGGUGGGGCAGCAGGGCGGGGCUUGGGGGCCAGUGGGGGGCAAAGCUGAGCCCCCCAUCCCCUCGCUGCUGUCCAUGGCCACAUGGCUCCACCUGGACCUGACAGCCCCCCCACUCCCCCCUGUGGCGCCUGAGGUCUUGCAUGGCCUCAUGUACCCUGGCAUCUACCACCUGCUUACCAAGGGCGAGAUCAAGCUGCCCAUGUGUAUUGAGGACGAGGGUACUAUGGAGCUGCUGCCGGCUGCUGUACUCUUCCGUGCUGCCCUCCAGCACAUCUAUGGUGUCCUCUUCAGCGUGGCUGAGAGCCAGCGGUGCCCCCAGUGUCCUGGCCUGCACUGUCACGGCCCAUGUGAAGCACCACCUGUCAUUGUAAAGGAGUGGGCAGCCUACAAAGGCAAGGCCCCUCACAGUCCUGAGCUGGUGCCGGCACUGCCUGUCCGUGAGUGGACCUGCCCUAACCUGAAGCAACUGUGGCUGGGGAAGGCGGCUGAGGACCGAAGUCAACGCAUGCGUGCCUUUCUGGCCUGUCUGCAGGCUGACACACCUGCCAUGCUCAACCCUGCAUGUGUGCCCACCCACCUGCUGCUGCUCUGCUGUGUUCUCCAGUACAUGGUGCAGUGGCCAGGGGAGCGGAUCCUGCACCGGCAGGACCUGGAUGCUUUCCUAGCCUAGGCUGUGUCCCCUCAGCUCUGUGAGCCAGGUCAGCUCCAGGAGCUCAAGCUGGAGCAGGUGGACGCGCGGGGGGUGCAGCUAGCAGCACUGGCCAUGAGCGGUGUGGACAUGGCACUGAUGGCCAACGACGCAUGUGGGCAGCCACUGCCCUGGGAGCACUGCACCCCCUGGGGCUACUUCGAUGGGAAGCUCUUCCAGAGCAAGCUGCAACACACCACACGAUACCGCGCCUCCCUGCUGGAGCUCUGUGACAGACAGCCUGAGCAGGUGGCCAAGGUAGAGAAGAUGCGGCAGAGCAUUCUGGAUGGCAUUAACCAGGGGCACCAGGCUGCGCCCCUGCUGCUGCUAGCUCUGCCCUUUGCCACACCCAUGGCCCCACCCUUCUACUCCACUGGCCCACCCACCCCUGUCCGGACUGGCAGCUUUGCAGGUGAGUGCUGCCCCCACCAUUUGGUCUCUCCCUUGUUUACUCCGAUCCCUUGUGGCCACUCCCCAUCCUUUUUGACCACUUCUCCUUUCCUGCUUGCUCCACCUCCUUUCUAGCCCUGCCCAUUUUCUGGUCAUGCCCCCUUCCUGACUCCACCCCUUCUUUCUGGUCCCAUCCCCCUCCAUGCCUGCCUCUUCUUGGGCUGGCCAUGUCCUUUUCUGCCUACGCCCCCUUGUUUGUGAGGAUGCUCUGUUCUAUGUGGCCACAUGCCUCCAUCCUGGUUCAGGAGGUGUGAGAGCAGGGGGCCUGGGAACCUGCACACCUGAGUUCCAUCCUGGCUUGGUGGGGAGAUGGUUAGAGCAGGAAACCUGAAUGCUGGGGUUCUCCCAGAUCUCAGAGGGGAGUGGAGGCUGGGGGGUUUUAGCAGGGGUGGGCUGGCUGGGCACCAGGGUGCCUGGGUGCCAUCCUUGCUUGGGCAGGGGUUAGAACAAGGGGGCUGGGAGCUGGGACACCUGCUGAUGGCUCUGGGUUGACCCUUUUGCUGAGAUACCUGCUGAUGGCUCUGAUGGCUCUCGGUUGACCCUUUUGCCUUCCCUUCCCCAACCCCAGGUCUGCAUCCCAUCCCGCCCCAGGGGGGCAAGCUGGAGAUCGCUGGCAUGGUGGUGGGGCAGUGGGCUGGGAGUAAGCCUUCACGGGGCCGUGGUUCCUGCGGCAUGCAGGUGGUGUCUGUCGGGGGACCAGGCAAGGGGAAAACAUAGGUGGUGGGGGAGUGCUGCCCCUAAUGACUUUUCAGCUUCAUGGGUCUGAAUAUUGCCCUUUGUGAAUAUUCAUAAUGGGAAUGUCUCUGACUACUUGUCACCUGCCCUGGUGCCUGUGACCUCAGCUUCCCUUGGAUUGUUCAGCUUUAGUGAAAAUAUUUUAGAUAAAUGGAUAGACAGAGGUAUAGCUAUACAGGUUGGAUAAAGAUAUAUAAAUAUAGAUAAGUAUAUUGAGAUAGAUAUCCUAUCAAUAUCUAAAUACAUAUAUAGAUUAGAUAUAUGCAUAUAGAUACAGAUGUAGAUAUAUCAGUAUAUAUGUAUAGAUUCGAUAUAUAAAAAUAGAUAUAGAAACAGCAAUAGAUAUAUAGAUAGAUGUGUGUAUAUAUAUAUAUAUAUAUAUAUAGAGAGAGAGAGAAAUAGGUUAGAGAGCUAUUUAGAUACUUAGAGAUAUAGAUAUAUAGAUAGUUAUAGGAGACAUAUGUAUAUAUAGGAAGAUAUAGAUUAAAUAUAUAGAUAGAAAGCUAUAUAUGUAGAUUUGUAAAAAUAUACAUACGGAGAUAUACCAUACAUUAGAGAUAUAGAUAUAGAGAGAGAUGGGUGUGCAUGUGUAUUCUAAAUAAAUACAAAUAAUGAUAGUAAAGCAUAAAUAAUGCUUCAUAAAGAACAUAAUGUGGUAAUAAGCAAAUAGCUAAAAAUAAUAGUGAUACAUAAUACAAUUUAUUAAUGUAAAAUAAUGUAAUGGUAAGUAAAUUAAAGAUUAGUGAUAACGAAUAAACAAUGAAACUUUAUUAGCAUAGUGUAACAAUACAAUACUGAUAUGUGAUAGCAAUAUAUAAAUAAUGAUGUUUUAUUAGUGUAAUAUAAUACUAAGUUAUAAAAAUAAGUGAUAGUGAUGUAUAAAAUAAAUAAGGCAGCUUUAUUAGCAUAAUGAUAAUAUAAUGCUAAGUUAAUAUAAGAGAUACAGUUGGGAUACAUAAAUGACAAAGCUUUAUUAACAUAAUAUGGUCAUUAAUAUAAUGCUAAGUAAAUAAAAAAUGACAGUGAUAAAGCAUAAAAUAAAUAGUGAAGGUUUAUUAGCAUUAUGCUAAAUAAUAUUAUUCUAAAUAAAAAUAACUGAUAGUGGUCGUGUCUACACAUGCAAUUAAUAUGAAGCAAUAAACCCUGGAGCUUAUUGCAUAAGAGUUUAUUGCUCUUGGGUGUGCCAUUUGAACGUGUUCUUGGGACUGCUGCAGGUUGAGCUGGGUUGGCCCAGCACCAGCUGGCAGCGGCCCAGGGGUCAGCUUGCCAGCCUGGGGCUGCUCCCCCCUGGUUCAAUGGGCUGCAGAAGAGCUGGCUGGAGUACAAGAGUGCUCCCAGAGCAGGGCUAGCUGGCAGGCAGCCCUCUCAUUGAAGCACCCUCAUGCCCCAGCCAGCCAGGGCAGCAUCUAUACAUGCACUGCUGCAGAGUAAAAAAAAAAACAAAAAAAAUCUGCAGCAGGAUAGUACUUAUAUUUACAAGACUUUCCUGCUGAGGAGUAAAUUAAUUUACUCCAGCCUAAUAGGGGCAUACCUGUAGACACGCUAUGUUUACUGAGGCAGUAAACAUCUUGUGUAGGCAUGCCUGGUACAGUAAAAGCUCUCUUAUCUGGCAUCCUCUGGGCAUGGGGGAUACCAGAUAACAAAAUGUGCCUGGCUGCCGCUUCUCCCGCCACAUCCCUCCGCCCUGCUGUCCCUCCCGCAGCAUUGCCAUCUCUCCCACGUGCCCUGUGGGCCCUGUGGGAUGAGGAGGCGGGCCCUGCACAGCCCCACACAGCCUGUUAUGCCCCCAGGCCAUGGGGGCUCAGAGAAACUGGAAGUGCCACAGUGGGCACUUCUGGUUUCACUUUUCCUUACAAGCCAACAUGCUGGUUAACAGAGCAUGACAGCUUGUAAGGUGCCAGUUACCAGAGAGUUUACUGUAAUAUGUAAAAUAGAUAAUGAAGGUUUAUUAGCGUAGUAUGGUAAUUAAUAUAACACUAAGUAAGUUAACAUAAAAAGUAAGGCAUAGAAUACAUAAUAAAGCUUUAAUAAAACAUAAUAUAAUAAUAUAUGAUAUGCCAAGUAAAUACAUGAAAAUAAAUAACAGGAAUAUAUACACACACACACAGAGUAAAGAAAAAUGCAGCUUUAUUAAAAUAAUCAAUGGGCCCUUUCUCGUUAUUGGAGAAAAAACAUGCUAAUUAACCAUAAUAAUCCCUAUGGACUAUUAUACAUUUUUAAAUGGCUUUUAAUUCUUUUGUUAAUUCUUCUGGACCUUAAAGAAGAGUUAUCCAGAAGGAAUCGGAUUCAUUAUGAAUUUGGUCUCCUUGCAUUUUCUUGUUUGUCACAUUUAAUAUUCAUCCCAAUUAGAAGCAUUGUUGGCCAGUGGUAUUCCCCUCUUCCUUACCUCUCUAAUUAGAAGAGGCAGGUUCCAAGAGAUGACUCUUUGGAUUGUUUGAAGCAAUUGUUAUUAAUGACUUGUGCUUCUUAUCAUUAGAAUAAUGAUUGGGAAUCAACCUAAUUAAUUAACCCUAAUAUUACAGGUAUUAAGGAUCCUUGUUUAUUAUUCAGCAUCCCCAGUUGAAAGCCUUUUUGAGUGUGUAUCUCAUUAUGCAUAUAUGCAUUAAUCCUGGCAGUGACCUUACUGCAUUGUUAGUCUCAGUUAAUUCAUUAGGCAUAGUUAGUCUAUUUAUAAUGGCUUAUAUUUGAUUCUUCUUAAUGUUAAUGAUGAUUAUUUAAUUACUUGACUAUUGUGAAAAACCUAUAGGGGAUGGAAAGCUGUCAUAAUUAGUCAUUGCUAAUUACCAAGGAUCCUGGUUUUCUCUGAUUAAGAAAUAGCAAAUUCUCUGAUUAAAAACCCUGGAAUCCUCAUUCUUCUGUGAUUAAAACAAAACAUCACUAUAUAUUUAGGUAUGUUUUAUUGAUGCAUUGUUUUAUUGAUACAUUUACAAUUUUAAAGCAAUUUGGAAGCCUACCAGUGCCUCAAUCCCUAUAGUAAAAUAAAUUCUAAAUACCUAUACAUUUAGCCCUACCUAUGCCAUUGUCCCUCACUCCUAAACCACAGCCCCCAACCCUACUUGUGCCCCUCACAUCCUAUCCACAGCACCCUGCCAGAGGGGGACAGGGAAGGUUUGAAAUCCCACCCUUGCUUAUAGAGCAAGUACUAUAUUUAUGUGUCUACUACACAUCUCUUUCCCUCCCCACUCAGCCAAGAAAAUGCCUUGUGGGUAAGACGGACUUUGAAUCUGGGUUCCUCAUUAAGUUGUAGCUCGCCGACCCCCCCCCCCCCCCCCCCAGUUUCCCAUCUUGGGUUUUGGGUAAAGCGGGGAGCAUGGUAUGCUAAGAAAUAACGGUAGGGGCAGGGGUUGGCCAUGCAGGAGUGGGAGUUGCCCACGUCAGGCUGGGUGGCUGUGGCCAAAAGAGUUGGCAGCGUGUGUUGUAUAAUUAUUCUUCAGCUGGAUCUUCCAAGGGCUUCUUCUGAUAGAAGAUCCAGCAUCAGAAAAACUAACAGUUGAUUCUGAUGGAUCUUCUGAUGGUUCCUUUGGAUGAUUCUGUGGAUGGUCCUUGUGAUUAGUUCUUCUGAUGAUGGAUCUUUCAGUGGUUCCUUGUGGUGGAUCUUCUGAUAAUGGAUAUUCCAAUGGAUCUGAUGGUUUCUUCCAACAGUUCCUUCUGAUGUUUUUCUGAUGAUGGAUCUUUCUGACAGUUCCAGCUGGCUCCUCCACUGAUUCCUCCAAUUGUUCUUCUGAUGGUUCUUCAGAUAUUUCUGCUCAGCAGCUGGGUGGAUUCUCCAUCCCCCGGGUAUCCUUUGGCCAAGAGGUGGCUCUUCCCUGCUGCUGCCUUUUGAGUCCAUGGCAAAGGAACUGGUGUCUCUGACAAAGUGAAUCUAGCUAAACCCUGCCCCCCCCCCCCCUUCCUCUGCUGGCAAGGUGUUCUUUUGACCCCCUUGGCUCGUCUUCUUGGGGGAUCAUGACCUGGAGCCAAUUCCAGCACUCAGCUGCUGGCAAUAUCCCAGCAUUUGCUUCUGGCUGGGACCCAGGCAUCCUGUGCUUCCCCACCACACUGGGAAAGAAUCCUGCCCAUGCAGGGAUUCCCUGUCCUGGGGUUUAGGAGGUGGGGGGCGGAAGGGGGUGAAUAGUAGCUGGUCAGGGGGAUCUCUGCUGUCAGAGGAUGGAGAUGGGGCUGUCAGCUGGGGUUCAGGAAGCUGGGGCUGUUAUUCGUGUCCCAGACUGAUCUCACUGGGAGUGAGUUGGUCUGUUUUGGGGGGUUUGAUGUUAGAAGUUUAAAACUUGGGGCAUGAAAUGUGUCCAUAGCCUGCCUCAGGUGGUCAAUGGAUCCAUCCAUCCUCAGCUGCCCCCUCUGUCUGUCUAGCCUCAUGGAUGUCCUUUAUCCAGCUAGACAGACAGAUGUCCCCAUGCACCUCAUCCAUUCAUCCAGCUAACUAUCCAUCCUCACACACACCCUUUGGUCUGUCUAGCUACCCACACUCUAAUGUAUCUGUCCAUCCAUUUGUCCACCCAUGCUCUUUAUCCAGUUGUGUAUCUAUCCCCAAACCAUCUGUCUAUCACAACACACCCUUUAUCUAUUCAUCUGCCUAGCUAUUCCCAGACCAUUCAUCCCCAUACACCCUGUAUCCUACACACCCUCUAUAUAUCCAUCUGUCUAGCUAUCUCCACACCACCUAUCCAUCCCCACACCAUCUAUCCCCACACACUCUUUAUCAAUCUACCCAUUCAUCCCCACACACCCUAUUGACCACCCCUACACACUCUUUAUCCAGCUGCCUUAUCUCUACCCAUACAUAUCAUCCAUCUAUCUGUCCUCACACGCUACUUUGUCUGUCUAGCUAGCUGUGUACACAUCAUCCAGCAGUUCCCACACACUCGCUGUCUAUCCAUCCCUGCACACCCUUUAUCUAUCUGCCUAGCUAUACCCACACACCUCAUCCAUCCAUGCAUUCUACACCCUUUAUCUUUCCAUCUGUUUUUAGCUAUCCCCACACCGUUCAUCCACCCACCCGUGCCCAGGCCCAUUCUCCCCCCUCCUCUUCCUGGCAUCUACCCCUUGCCUGUUGCCCAGACCUCUUCCUUCAGACGCCAUUUUUCUGCUACCCAGAUACAGCCCCCCCCCUUGACACCCCUAUGCUCAGCCCCCUCUCCCCCCAGCAUGUCUAGCACUGGCUUUUAGGCUGGGUUUUUGUUUUUUUCCCCCCAAAAGCUCUGUGCACACCAAAGCCUCUCUCUUACUCCCUGGGAAAGUCUGAGCCUAGGCACCACAAUCUGCGCUUGAGGCUCGAGGAGAAUCCACACUGUGCCCCCAGAAGAGCUGGAUGGACCAGUCGGAAUAAAAGUUUAUUCUUUUA